CUCUCAAAAAUAGAAAAACGACCGACCGUUAAAAAUAAUGAUGAAUUGCAAUACAAUUAUUGCUAUUAUUGCUAUUCUCAAGGUAUUAAUGUGUUUUUUCUUUUCAUUUGACGUUGUUUUCAAUCGGUGAAAUGCAGCCAGUACGGUUAGAGAGCACUGCUCCCCCUCCCCCGCUUCCCACAGACACCAUUGCACAGAUAGGAAGAGAGGGAGGGGGAAGGAGAGAGAGGAGAGGGAGAGCGAUAGUCAGCACCCGUGAGAGGGGAACAAGAUUCAGCCGCGCGGAGAGAGAAGAGAAAAAAGCAGUAGCCAAACGAACAAAGGAAAACAUGGAUGUAACGGAAAAACGCUAUUUAAAACAAGCACAUGUACCGGAGAGGAUGUUUUGGUCGUCCUGCACAUAGUAGGGGGUAACUCAAGGACUCUUCCCCCCGUUUUUAAUGUUGCGCGUGGGGACGUAUGGAAAGCUUUCUCUAAUCCGUUUGCGGAUCCUGCCUGCUUGCGAUGGCUGUGGCGGUGCGAUGCUGUUACAGCAUAACUCAGAAUGUGCCUUUUACUUCUUAUUUGGUGAUUUUUCUACUCAGUGGCCUUACAAAUGCACAAAUACGAUACACCAUUCCGGAGGAGCUGGAGAAUGGGGCUGUGGUCGGUGACAUUGUUCGCGAUUUGGGUCUGGACCUGCAAAAGCUCUCCUCCCGACGCGUCAGAAUCACCUCGGACAGCGCACGGAGAUAUUUCAACAUAAAUCAUAAAAAUGGCAAGCUGUCGGUAAGUGACCGCAUCGACAGGGAGACGCUGUGUGAAUUCAGUGGCACCUGUUUGCUCAACCUAGAAGUGGGGGUUGAGAACCCGCUCGAGGUGCAUAAUGUGGAGGUGGAGAUUCUGGAUGCGAAUGACAACUCGCCACAGUUCCCCCGGGACGAGUACCAGCUGGAAAUCUCAGAGUCCGCCAUAACUGGGUCCCGGUUCCCCAUCGAGGGCGCGCAGGAUGCAGACGAAGGCUCCAACUCAGUUCGCCUCUACCGGCUCAGCAACAAUGAGCACCUCGCGCUGGACUCCAACAAGCCCGCGACAAAUAGCAAGAACAUCCAGCUCGUGCUCAAAAAGCCAUUUGACCGUGAGCAUACACCAUCUCAUCAGUUGAUACUGACUGCUGUCGAUGGAGGCACUCCGGCGCGCACAGGUACAGCCAAAAUCAACGUGCGUGUCCUGGAUUCCAACGACAACGUGCCUGUGUUCGACAACUCCGUAUACAAAGUGAAACUUUCGGAGAACUCGCCCAAGGGCGCUCUAGUGAUAAAGUUAAACGCCACAGACCGGGAUGAAGGCACAAACGGGGAGGUGUUUUACUCUUUUAGCAGUUACACCCCAGAGAGGGUGAGACAAAUGUUCUCCAUGGACACAGAUACAGGAGAGAUCAGAGUGAAGAAAAACAUAGACUAUGAGGAGACUAACUCCUAUGAGAUGUACAUACAAGCUAUGGACAGGGGUCCUUCUGCAGUGGUAGUCCACUGUAAAGUGGUGGUGGAGGUUUUGGAUGUGAAUGACAACAUUCCUGAAAUCGUGUUGUCAUCUCUUUCCAGCCCGGUCCGGGAGGAUGCACGGGCUGACACCGUGGUGGCUCUGAUCAGUCUUAAUGACCGGGACUCCGCCCAGAACAAACAGGUGACCCUGGAGAUCCAACCUGGUGUCCCCUUUAAGAUCAAGUCCUUCCGGAACCACUACACCUUGGUCACCGCUGCAUUCCUGGACCGAGAGACCAUCUCCACCUACAACGUCACAGUAACCGCCAUCGAUGGGGGAACCCCAGCCCUGUCUUCACACAUGUCCAUUAAAGUUGACGUGGCCGAUGUCAAUGACAACCCUCCCCGCUUCGAACAGACUUCCUACACAGUGUACAUGACGGAGAAUAAUGCACCUGGCGCAUCGAUGUGCGUUGUAAAGGCAAUGGAUGCAGACGCUGGGGAGAACGCUCGCAUCACCUACACCGUCCUCAAUGACAACAACCACGGCAUCCCCGUGGCGAGCUACGUCAGCAUCAAACCCGACACGGGAGAGGCCUAUGCCCUGCGAGCCUUCGACUUCGAGAAGCUCAGAGAGUUCCACUUCCAGGUGAAAGCCCAGGAUGGUGGUGUGCCGCCCCUCAGCCGCGUAGCAACAGUCUACGUUUACAUCAUGGACCAGAACGACCACUCCCCCAGGGUAGUCCAUCCUCCAGCCAAUGGGACGCGGACCACCGAGACGCUGAUGAAGAAUGCAGAGGCGGGGGCUCUGGUGACCAAGGUGGUGGCGUGGGACGGGGACGCAGGUCAGAACGCCUGGCUGGUGUACGCCCUGGAGCAGACCACCUCCGAGCUGGACCUGUUUAAAGUCCACGAGCACACGGGGGAGAUCCGCACCAUGCGGCGUGUCAGCGAGGACAACUCCACCUCUUUCCUGCUGACCGUUCUGGUCCGUGACCAUGGCCUCCCGCCGCUUUCCUCCACCGCCACCAUCAAUGUGCACGUCAUGGAGCUGCCACCCAAGCUGACCCCUGACCCCAAACGCAUCAUCAGGCCUCACAGCCCGCUGCUGUUCUCCAACGUAACCCUCUACCUGAUCGUGGCCCUGAGCGCCACCACCUUUGUGUUCCUGGUCACCAUUGUGGUGCUGGCCAUCGUCCGCUGCCACGCCUACUGCACCCAGCCCGGCUCCUGCUCGCCCUGCUGUGUGUCCCAAAAGAGUGUCCCCGAGGGGGGCACCUCGGCUGGUGGGGGUGGAGGGUCAUUGGGUCGAGGUGGCGGUGGUGGGGGAGGUGGAGGAGGUCAGGGUCAACCCAACAACAACGUUGCUCUGCGGAGGGACCUGAAGGUUGAACCUCACUACAUCGAGGUGCGGGGGAACGGCUCCAUGACCAAAACGUACUGCUAUAAGACAUGUAUGACGGCCACGUCAGGGAGCGACACCUUCAUGUUCUAUAACACGGGUCGGCCCCACAGCGGCACCUGGAGCUCCGGGGGAUACGUCACCAGCCAGAGUGGACAGAGCCAGAUGUUUGUACGCAGGCUGAGCAUGCCAGAUGCAACCGCCAUACAGCCCAAGGUGCCAAAUUCAGACUGGCGUUACUCUGCCUCACUUAGGACUGGGAUGCAGAGCUCAGUGCACAUGGAGGAGUCGUCGGUGAUGCAGGGAGCCCAGGGGGUUCUGGUCCAGAACUGGCCGACCGUGUCUAGCGCCACCGGAGAUGCUGAGGGUGGAGAGACGUCCCCGCCCAUGGGAGCCGGAGUGGAUAGUAACAGCUGGCACUUCCGUUACGGUGCAGGCGGUCCCGGUGGGCCCCCCCAGCACCUGAAGCCUGGCGAGGUCCCCCCCGAAGCCUUUAUCAUCCCCGGAUCCCCCGCAAUCAUCUCAAUCCGCCAGCAGGGAGGAGAGGACGACAAGAGCGACUUCAUCACUUUCGGAAAGAAGGAGGAGGCCAAGAAGAAGAAGAAGAAGAAGAAGGAGAAGAAGGAUAAGAAGGAUAAGGGGAAGGAUGAUGACGAGUAGCGGAGGAGGAGGACGAGGAAGAGAAGGAAAGGGAGCUGUUAAAACAGGGGUACCAACCAAAGUCCACCUGGUAACAAAAAUACAAGUAUUUGAGACAACAGGUGAAAAGAGAGAUCCCCAGUUCAACUUCAUCAUCUCUGGCUCAGUAACACAGACAGGCAGACAAAGUCACACUGCCGUCCUCUGCUCAAUACCCUGGAACAAAGAUAAUAGCCCAGGUCUUUCUAACUCUCUCUGAUAAUAAUCUGGCCUUACCAAGAUUACUGUAGUUUAACGUCUCCUCCAAAUCCCUGUCUUGGGUAAUUGCUUAAUAAUCAUGCCUUGAUGAGACAAAAAAUGUAUUGAUGCAUUUUCCUCCAUGCCCCCUGGUGCCUGCCUAUACACCCUGAGCCAAAUAAUACCCUCCCACUCUUCUCAGCAAGGGGACGAGAGCUACUGUCUCCCCUUGCCCUCUGCUUUUCACCUUCUCUCCCACGGAUACGUUGGCACCUCGGUCUUACCCUUUCCCACCAUGUUGUAUAAUCUCUUUUCUUUGAAAGGAAAAGAAAAUCCGAGGAUGAGAAGAAAACAGCUCUGUGCCAGCCUCGGAAAAAGAACAAAAAAAGCAAAUGUCAAGAAGAAGAAAAGAAAGUAACUCGAAGACACAGACAGCGCUAGAUGUUUAGAGCUGGACACUCACACUUGUAAAUAGCACAGGAGAGAGUUCGCUAAAGCUGGGGCUAAAGGCUAACAUGACACUGCUGCUGCAGCUUCCUAUCGCGUUCUCUAUCUGUCAGUGUUCCCUGAGCCGGCAAGGAAAACAUGGCUGUCAAUGAUACACACAUACACAUUGACACACACACACACACUCACAAACAUGGACACUGAGAACACCUGAGACCUGGAGAGAGGUACAAAAUCUAGGAGCUGCCAACAAACCACAGCGAACAAAUAACAAUAUGUUUCAUACAAAACGCAAGCUUUUCCCCCAGCAGUACAGUCUCCUUAGCAGUACAGUCUCCUUAGCAGUACAGUCUCCUUAGCAGUACAGUCUCCUUAGCAGUACACACGUGUACUGUAGAUCUAGCGUCUCAGUAUCGACACAGCUGCAUCCCCUGCAAUAACUCCUGGUUGGUCUGCUCAAUACUCUAUUCUGGGACAAUGAGAUCUCUCUCUCUCUCUCUCAAAGCAGCCAACAGCUCAAUGAAUCCCUCUCGGACAACAGCUCAAUGAGAUCCCUCUCUCUCAAAACAGCCAACAGCUCAAUGAGAUCCCUCUCUCUCAAAGCAGCCAACAGCUCAAGGAGAUCCCUGUCUCUCAAAACAGCCAACAGCUCAAUGAGAUCCCUCUCUCUCAAAGCAGCCAACAGCUCAAUGAAAUCCCUGUCUCUCAAAGCAGCCAACAGCUCAAGGAGAUCCCUCUCUCUCAAAGGAGCCAACAGCUCAAUGCGAAGACAGAGAAAGAGGGAAUGAGAGAAAGGAGGAACACUUCAGAUUAUCUUGAGAACGAAAGAGACGAGUCCAGCUGAGUUGGCCUGUGAUCCAGCUUGUUGAUCAGGGCUCAGUUGGAACCUUGUAGAAUAGCAGGAGUGUCUCUAGCUAAAGAUGAUCUCUCCCCUGCUACUCAGCAAAAGCCUGAUGCUUUCUGCUCUGAAUGUUUGGUAGCAACCAUCCUUUACCUGAUACCCAACCUGAUCUCUAUCCUCCCCACUCCCCUGAGCUUUCCACCCUCAACCCCACACCACCCCUCCCUUACCCCAACCACAGACUGCUUCUUCACGUGAUGAUGAUGAUGAUGACAUUUGUGAAUCUUUUUCUCUUUUUAUUUGUUGGAGAAGAGCCACUAUUUCCUUCUCUGUUUUGUUAGCUUUAACUGAUCUGCAGUGCUUCUUCUUGUCCCCCCCUGCCCUUUAUCUCUCUCUUUUUCUGGCCAUAGACCCCCCCUCUAACCCCCUGUUCAUUCAGGGUGAACUGGGAAGGCCUACUCUGAACCUUGUGUUGUGCUGGGAUCAGGAAAUAUGUGUGAGGCCUGUAGAACCCAGUCGGUGCCGGUGGUCCAGUACUCUGUUAGCCAAUGUCAGAUGCCUCUAAGUGCAAAACGGUUGAGUGCUUUUAACUUGUGAAUACUACGCUGUUCAUUCCUGUUUGUGGUCACUGGCGAGAGGGGACGAGGUGGGAUGGGGACAGGGAUGGAGGUCUGGGGCAUGGUGCUGAGGGCUGUCCCUGUCCUCCAUGUUCCUGGGUAAACAUAUAUGAAAACAGUAGGUCACCCAUUGGCUUUUAUGUACACGAUAAAUGUAGAUUUAGACUUGCUUUUCAUACAUUGCCUUUGCAUUAAUAAAUGCGAUGUGUAACCUGAUUAUUACAUUAUUCAUGACUAAAUACGAGCAUCUAAGGAUUCCUACCCCACAGCUCUAUCCCACCAAUCCUCUUUCAGGAGGUUUUGUGAAGGAGCGGAGACAUGGUUCAGCCCUGCUUCUAUUGGUUCCUCCUUCCCUUGCCUGUAAGUUGUUGCCACCCCCCCCCAAGUUCUGCAGCUCAGUAUGACUUCACUCCACUACAGUGGCUGCUGCAUGUAAGUCCCAAAGGAAACAUAGUAUAUAGAGAAAUAUAUAUAUAUAGAAAUAGAUGGUUAUGAUUUUAUUAUUUUGUAUUAUCAUUUUACUUCAUGACUCGCAAAGGAGAUAUUUGUGUGUACCGUCUCUACCAUGCAUCUUGUGCAUAUAACAUCCUACACACUCCACAGUGGUGUUAUACGUUAACUUAACCUCUUAGAUAUUUGUAAAUGCUAAUAGUGUGAUGGCCUUGAAUGCAACUCUGUUCAUUUUGUUUUACCAAAAUAUCAUUUUCGUUUUUGAGAACAAGCAAAGAAAAGGAACUCAAAAAAAAUAUAUAAAAAAAAAUAUAAUAAUAAUACGUUUUGUGUCCGGCUUUGACAUGAUGCUCUACCUAACACUAAUAUUGUAAUUGAAAUAUGUAUGAUCCUGUGAUGAGCUAUAUUUUCCCUUCCACCCCCUUUCAACAGAUAAAAUGUUAAAAAAUGACAGAAAAAAAGUCCAAUGUAAAAAUGGUAUAUGUAGUGUAUGCUUGUGUUUAGUGAGCGUUCACGCUGUCAUUCUUUAUUUAGAGUACGGUGGUGAACAGUGGUGGUGCUGUCCUGGUCUACUGGGCAGUACUGAUCUGUUGUAAAACCUUCUUUUGUACACCUGCUCAUCUACUAUGACUGUAAAAUUGUGAAAUUGCAUUUCUUUCCGUUUUUUUAUUUGCCCUAAAUGGAUACAGUGGUAAUGUGUUUUGUUUAUAAAUCACUCAAUAAAGUUUUCUUUCAUAAAAAUGA
This is a messenger RNA of Oncorhynchus gorbuscha (pink salmon), 6840 nucleotides long. RefSeq names its product protocadherin alpha-C2-like. Gene Ontology annotation, molecular function: calcium ion binding. Lineage: Eukaryota; Metazoa; Chordata; Actinopteri; Salmoniformes; Salmonidae. The transcript is spliced from 4 exons. Bases 505 to 3525 code for a protein of 1006 amino acids. The record is from RefSeq and is a predicted model, not a curated record. Gene Ontology annotation, biological process: homophilic cell-cell adhesion. Gene Ontology annotation, cellular component: plasma membrane.